Messenger RNA from Alternaria alternata, 851 nucleotides. RefSeq lists its product as hypothetical. Gene Ontology annotation, cellular component: cell wall. The transcript has 3 exons. The coding region runs from base 245 to 760 and encodes 171 amino acids. Lineage: Eukaryota; Fungi; Ascomycota; Dothideomycetes; Pleosporales; Pleosporaceae. Gene Ontology annotation, molecular function: structural constituent of cell wall. The record is from RefSeq and is a predicted model, not a curated record.
GUCCCCCACCGCAUUGCGACACAACAGCCGCAAGCCUUGCGUGUGUGUUGCCCUGCUGUCCCAGGCAAAUAAAUAGAUCUGCUUGCGGCCUCCGUUCUGAUUCUUCAUCCACUCAACGCACAAACAGAUUCACCCGCUCAACUCACCCAAUCUACGAGUCGAUCAUCCAGUCGCUAUCUUCAAGUCAAGUACUUCUAAGCCUCUAAUACCCAAACCCCCAAACCACCACCAACACAUCAUCAACAUGCGUUUCACCAUCGCCUCCGUUGCCAUCAUGGCUGGUGCCGUCGCCGCUGUUCCUCAGUACAGCGUCCAGCCCAUCUCUCAGAUCUCCGACGGUCAGAUUCAGGCUCCUCCUGCCACCAGCGCUGUUGGCUCCGCUGUCCCUCUCCCAUCGCCAUCUGACGUCUCCGUCCCCGCUGGUGUCACCUCUGCCCUCUCCUCCGCUGCUGACAUGACCUCCACUCUCGCCGUCACUGAGACUGCUUCCGUCACCUCGGUUGUAGUUGUCCCCACUGCUACUCCCGUUGGCCCCAGCGGCUCCAUGGUCACCCCCAUCGUCGGUGGUAACUCCACUGCCUCUGCUACUGGCUCUGCUGCCGUCUCCUCCACCGCCUCAUCUGAGGAGUCCGCUACCUCUGGUGUCGCUGGCAGCUCCACUGAGAGCGCCUCUGCUCCCGAGUCCACUGGUGCCGCCGCCGGCAACAUGGUCUCUUUCGGUGGACUUGUCUUCGCCAUCGGUGCCGCUGUAUUCGCAUAAGCGUCUCAUCUCCACCACCAGACAACACGGAGUAACACAGCAUUAAUGGUGGGGUCUUUAAUUUUCAAACUUGGAAAGGCGCGAAUUGGAC